Molecule: messenger RNA, 2145 nt
Organism: Trichophyton verrucosum HKI 0517
Lineage: Eukaryota; Fungi; Ascomycota; Eurotiomycetes; Onygenales; Arthrodermataceae
Exons: 5
Coding region: 1-2145 (714 amino acids)
Biological process (GO): maturation of SSU-rRNA from tricistronic rRNA transcript (SSU-rRNA, 5.8S rRNA, LSU-rRNA)
Cellular component (GO): small-subunit processome; nucleolus
Molecular function (GO): U3 snoRNA binding; rRNA binding
Source: RefSeq, a predicted model, not a curated record
AUGGCAAUACAGCAUAAGAAAGGCGGAGGCCAUCGAGGCAGAGGAUCUAAAACUGGCCGGAGUAGGGGGCGCAAGUUUGAGACCUCCCGGCUCAAAGAUGUCCGUGAAGAUGAGUCUUCUGGAGGGGAAGAAGAUGUAGAUGGCCAGCCGACCGAAGACAUGAACGAUAGCGAAGGGACUGAUGUGUCCUCCGAGAGUGGCCUGGAUGAACCGCCGAAGGAGAACUCGUAUAGCACUCUGUUGAAACUGCUGAAUACCGAUGCCAAAUCAAAUGAGCCGGCGCGAAAGAAACGAAAGAUAAAGGCCAAUGAACCAGAUGCAAACCCGGUGGAGGUGUCGAUACCGACGGCAGAUGAUACUGAACAAAUGGAUGAAGUUGCUGACACGGAGGCAUCAGCAUCAGAGGACGAAAAUAUGGACGAUGAAGACAUACCUGAUGAAGAUUAUGCUGAAGAUAUUGGUACAGAUGGCAGAAACGACAUGUUUGAGCUGCACUUCGGCAACCCUGAUGAAACGGAGCUAUCUCAUAAGAUCCAAGCAUGCUCAAAAGCAUGGAAAUCUACAAAAGCAGACCUUAUUGAUGGGCUGUAUUCUGUGGUGUCUAUGCCGGAUGCCGGAGGAAUUUCAAGUGCCAGUCUGCCUACGACACCCUCUCCCGCCGACCUUAAGCUCAAACAAAAACUAGCAAGGAAUGCUGUAUCAUUUGAUCGUCUUAAUAGCUGCUUGACCCCUUACAUAUUUGGAUACCAUGACACCCUCUUUUGCUCUCGAACAACUCAAAACUCAGCCAAACUACGGGAUCUAUACUGUUUGCAUGCUUUGAACCAUGUUUUGAAAACAAGGGACCGUGUGAUUAAGAAUAGUGCUAUCUUGUCAAGGGAGAAUAACGGUGAUGUUGAGCUCAGAGAUCAAGGCUUCACACGCCCCAAGGUUCUGAUAAUACUUCCAACUCGACAGGCAUGCGUUCGAGUUAUCAAUUCAUUCACCAAGAUUUAUCCCAUGGAACAACAAGAGAACAAGAAAAGGUUCAUGGACAGUUUUUCUGCUGCCGAUAGUGACGAAUGGGCCCACAAACCAGACGACUUCAAGGAGCUGUUUGGAGGUAAUGACGAUGACAUGUUCCGGCUGGGCUUCAAAUUCACGCGGAAAUCGCUUAAGUUCUUUUCGAAGUUUUAUAGCUCUGAUAUCAUUCUCGCGAGUCCUCUUGGCUUGCGAACGGCCAUAGAAAAGGAAGGAGGGAAGAAAAACGAGAAUGACUUUUUGUCUUCUAUUGAGAUGGUGAUUGUCGAUCAUGCAGAUGCGCUCAUGAUGCAAAACUGGGACCACGUCGAGUACAUAUUCUCCAAUCUCAAUCUUCAGCCAAAAGAAGCACAUGGCUGUGACUUUAGCAGAGUGAGGCAAUGGUACCUGGAUGGGCAUGGCAAGUUCCUCCGCCAGACGCUGGUAUUCUCAGCUUUUAAUACCCCUGAGCUGAACGCACUCUACAAUACACAAAUGCAAAAUGUUUUUGGAAAAGCCAAAAUUAUGUCCAAGUACGAGGGUGCCAUGUUGAAUCUUCGGCUCCCAAUAUCCGUCAAGCAGACCUUUUCCCGCUUUGAUUCUGCUUCACCGCUUAAGGACCCCGAAGCUCGGUUCCAGUACUUCACUCGAACUGUUCUUGCUAGCCUUGCUCGAGGCUGGACAGAAUCAAGUCCCCGAAAGAAGUCAGGGGGAACACUGAUAUUCAUUCCGUCCUAUCUUGAUUUUGUCCGUGUUCGGAACCAUUUUGCCAAUUCCUCGCAGACGGAGAAUAUAUCCUUUGGAUUGAUAUCGGAGUAUACAUCUGUACGUGACUCUUCAAGGGCCAGAAGUCACUUUAUGAAUGGUCGACAUUCGGUGCUCCUAUAUACGGAGCGAGCACAUCAUUUCCGCCGGUAUAAUAUCCGAGGCGUCACAAACAUUGUGAUGUAUGGGCUACCUGAUAACCCGAUAUUCUGGGGAGAUCUGAUUGAGUAUUUGGGAUCUGCCGCCGGCGGUACAAGUACUCCAACAGUCAGGGUGCUUUUCUCCAAGUGGGAUGCUCUGAAGCUAGAGAGGAUAGUUGGAACUGCUAGGGUUCGAAGUAUGUUGUUGGAAAAAGGGGGAGAUACCUUUACCUUUGUAUAA